AAGAAGCCGACUGUUGUGUGCGAGCACUAGAUCUACUUUGGAAAAUUUUAUUUCUUAUCUAUAUCCAGGUAUAAUCAGAAAGUAAAUAACAAAGGAAAACAAAUCCCAGCGAUAGAUUGUGUAUCUGGUUUUAAGUUCAACAGGAUAAGAUUGUGAAGAGAAAAAUGGUGUCAAUACCAGAUGAGUACCUAUGGAUGAUAAUUGUGGGCUUUAUCAUUGCUUUUGUUCUGUCAUUUGCAAUUGGUGCUAAUGAUGUGGCCAACUCGUUUGGAACAUCCGUUGGAGCUAAGGUGCUCACCCUGCGACAGGCCUGCAUUCUCGGCAGUAUAUUUGAGAUUUUGGGAGCCAUUCUUAUAGGUUACAGAGUGUCAGACACAAUACGUAAAGGGAUUAUAGAUGUAGAAUUGUAUAACGGGACAGAAAGUACACUGAUGGUGGGCAAUGUGGCAGCUCUAACAGGUUCCUGUAUAUGGCUGUUUGUAGCCACAAUUCUGAAGCUCCCCGUUUCCACCACCCAUAGCAUUGUGGGGGCCACAGUGGGGUUUGCUUUGGUGGCUCAUGGACACAAGGGGAUUAACUGGAUGAAGAUGGGAUUUAUUGUUGGUUCUUGGUUCAUUUCCCCCCUCCUGUCCGGUAUCAUCAGUGUUCUGGUGUUCCUGGCCAUUAAGUUUCUGGUGCUAAAUAAGGAGAAGCCCCUGGAGCCCGGUCUGAGGGUACUCCCCCUGUUUUACGCCCUCACUGCCGCCAUCAACCUCUUCUCCGUCUUCUACAAAGGAUCUGCAUUGCUGAAAUUUGAUAAGAUACCACUAUAUGGCGUGUUCAUCAUCACUUUUGGUUCGGCCGUUAUUGUAGCUGUUGUUAUCAGGCUGGCGUUUGUUCCCUGGUACAGGAAAAAGAUCCAAAAAUAUGUAGAGGAGUGUCAAGUAGAAGAGUCGGAGAAAGGAAAAGACAUAUUGGAAACAACAUUGGACAAUGAUGACGUCUCCAGACGCCAGUUGAUAGAUGAUGAGAAUAAAGAGAAUAUUGGAAAAAAUGAAUUGGAAGUUUCUCCAAGUGGAAAGAAGUUUCCUAUGGGUGCAAACUUAGCAAUUCUCAGUGAAAAGCUGUUGACUCCUUCAAUGCUUAACGGAAAUGUGAUAGAAAAAGACCUCAGUAUUCCUCAGUCCAAAAUCCCUAGCAAUUUUUCCACCCCAGAGUCUGACACAUCCUGCCAUUCCUCAGCUCCACUCUUGUGUACACCUGUCUCUGCCAAAGCUAAAAAUACAGAAGAAAAUGGAACACCUGGUGACAGCAUUGAAAGUGUGGCUGAUGUGAAGAUUGAGGUAGAUUUAGAGAUAGCCAGAAAUGCAGUAACAGACAAACCAGAAACCAUCAAACUUUUCUCAUUCCUUCAAAUCCUUACAGCAGUGUUUGGAUCCUUCGCUCAUGGAGGAAAUGAUGUCAGCAAUUCCAUUGGACCUCUGGUUGCAUUGUGGAUCAUUGGUACGGAGGGAAGCGCUGCCCAGAAGACUCAGACUCCCAUCUGGAUCUUGGUUUAUGGAGGAGUGGGAAUCACCAUUGGCCUGUGGGUGUGGGGAAGAAGAGUCAUCAAAACCCUGGGGGAGGAUCUCGCCAAAACAACACCGUCCAGUGGCUUCUGUAUUGAGGUUGGUUCAGCUCUGACCGUCCUGUUGGCUUCUAACGUGGGCAUUCCUAUCAGCACAACGCACUGCAAGGUCGGCUCGGUGGUAUCCGUGGGUAGGGUACGAUCAAAACAGAACGUAGACUGGAAGCUCUUCAGAAACAUCAUCCUAGCCUGGGUGGGAACCGUUCCUGUGGCGGGGGCCAUCAGUGCUCUUGCGAUGUACCUAUUGAUGUUCACGUUAUGAGGGGGAGAAACUAUAGAGAGGACAUUGUGAAUCAAUAGAACAGGGCUUCAGGGGGUCGUCCAACAGCUGGUGAAUUGUGUUGUGAAUAACUAGCAUUCCUAAGUCACUUUUUAUUACGACAAGUGCUACAAGUUUUGUCUAGUGCUAUAAGUUAUAAUGAUUGUAAGUGGAAUGAUACCUUUGUUUACCUCUGCCAGAGAUGGUAUAAUUUAUUUAUCUGGUUUACAUGUAGUCAUGUGACAUCGCAACUGCUACCUCAAAAAAAGUAUUUAUUCAUUGAAGUCGGUGUGGAGAAGAGGGAAAAAAAUUAUCUUGUCAACUAUACUUGUAAUAGCUUACUGCUUAAAGGUUCAACUAAAGAUCUCAAGCUUAUUAAUAUCAUAUCAGUAUUUUGUAUUAUUUUAAGCUUGAUAAUGUGUGCAUACCACCAGCAUUUUCAGUCAUAAGAGUAUUUGUCAAAUUAUUUUCCAAAAUAUUUUAUUGCAUUUCCUGAGGAAAUUAAGCUUGUAUUAUGAGGUCAUAGCUGAUCGUGAAUAUAUCUUGAGUUUAUAUCUCUCUAUUUCUUAGAGAUGAAAAAUCUAGUCCCUUUUCAAGAGUUCACUUAAGUUUUGAGUAUGUAUGAAUGCUGGGUAAGGGGGACAAUUUUAUAUCGUAAAGGAUAUCUGGGCCUUUUUUUGUGUUCAGUGUAUUGCCAAAAUUAAUUUUUUUAAAUAUAUUUAUCCCCCCCAAAAAAAAUUACAAAAAAAUUAUUUUAAAAAGAUGCAUGAAAAAAAAAUACAAAAAAAA
Messenger RNA from Saccostrea cuccullata (small rock oyster), 2654 nucleotides. Its product is annotated as sodium-dependent phosphate transporter 1-like. Bases 165 to 1868 code for a protein of 567 amino acids. Gene Ontology annotation, cellular component: membrane. Gene Ontology annotation, molecular function: phosphate transmembrane transporter activity. NCBI's taxonomy places the organism in Eukaryota, Metazoa, Mollusca, Bivalvia, Ostreida, Ostreidae. Gene Ontology annotation, biological process: phosphate ion transmembrane transport. The record is from RefSeq and is a predicted model, not a curated record. The transcript has 16 exons.